Procambarus clarkii (red swamp crayfish) is the source of this 513-nucleotide messenger RNA. The record is from RefSeq and is a predicted model, not a curated record. NCBI's taxonomy places the organism in Eukaryota, Metazoa, Arthropoda, Malacostraca, Decapoda, Cambaridae.
AUGAAGGCACUCAGCAUGAAGGCACUCGGAAUGAAGGCACUCAGCAUGAAGGCACUCGGCAUAAAGGCACUCAGCUUGAAGAGACUUAGCCUGACGGGACGCAUCAUGAAGGGACCUAGCAUAAAGGGACUUAGCAUGAAGGGACUUAACAUGAAGGGACUUAGCAUGAAGGGACUUAGCAAAAAGGGACGCAGCAUGAAGGGACGCAGCAUGAAUGGACGCAGCAUGAAGGGACGCAGCAUGAAUGGACGCAGCAUGAAGGGACGCAGCAUGAAGGGACGCAGCAUGAAGGAACAUAGCAUGAAGGGACUCAGCAUGAAGGCACACAGCAUAAAGGGACGCAGCAUGAAGGGACUUAGCGUGAAGGGACGCAUCAUGAAGGGACGCAGCAUGAAGGGACGCAUCAUGAAGGGACGCAGCAUGAAGGGACGCAGCAUGAAGGGACGCAUCAUGAAGGGACGCAGCAUGAAGGGACGCAUCAUGAAGGGACGCAGCAUGAAGGGACCAUCAUGA